Schistosoma bovis is the source of this 8373-nucleotide messenger RNA. Lineage: Eukaryota; Metazoa; Platyhelminthes; Trematoda; Strigeidida; Schistosomatidae. The record is from the annotation of a GenBank genome assembly.
GACUAGUUUUCACAAGCACUCUGUUGUGGUACUGUACUGUCAUGACUACGUCGUGGGUUUUACAGUGCAAGGACUUAUCUAACACUGAUUUGGUUCAUAUCGCCAAACUUGCUGAGCAGGCUGAACGAUAUGAUGACAUGGCGGCAGCUAUGAAGCGUUAUACCGAGGCUUCGGGGAAUUUAGGGAACGAAGAACGGAAUUUACUGUCGGUGGCAUAUAAAAAUGUUGUGGGUGCUAGAAGAUCAGCAUGGAGAGUGAUACAUGGAAGUGAGAUGAAAGCGGUAAAUGACUGUACCAAGAAACAAAUAGCAGAAGAGUACCGUAUUAAAAUGGAAAAGGAGUUGAACACUAUCUGUAAUCAAGUUUUGGCUCUACUUGAGGAUUAUCUGCUUCCAAAUGCAAGUCCCGAUGACAGCAAAGUUUUCUUUCUGAAAAUGCAAGGUGACUACUACCGGUAUCUGGCUGAGGUUGCCACUGAUGAUGCUCGAACAGAAGUGGUACAGAAAUCAUUGGAUGCCUACACGAAAGCUACUACGGCUGCCGAAAAUUUACCUACCACUCAUCCUAUCCGUCUUGGUUUAGCUCUUAACUUCUCUGUGUUUUAUUACGAAAUACAAAAUAAUUCUGCUAAGGCGUGCGAUUUAGCUAAAUGCGCCUUCGAUUCAGCAAUAGCAGAACUAGAUCAGCUUCAAGAUGAUUCCUACAAAGACAGCACACUAAUUAUGCAGCUUCUAAGAGACAAUUUGACGGUAAGAUUUCUAUUAGUUUUUCUAAUAUGACUAAUUAGUUGUGGGCCAGUGACCAAACAGCUGAGGGAGAUGUUGAAAAUGACGGCUAAACUAUGUUCUGUAAUAUUUAUUAUAGCCCUCAUGUCAUACAAGAUCUAUGUCAAUUUUCUGAUUGUUUACCGUUAUUUUGUACUUACUGAUGGGAGUUACGGUUCUUUGGUGUAAGUUUCUCAUGAGUUAUUAUGUAAAACCGUGUACCACAGUUAACUGACAUGUAGGGUUGCACAGAUUGAUCAGUUACUAGUCAGUGUUAAAAGGAUCGUAAAACAUAAAGCUUGGAGCAGGCUAUUCGUGAGUUAGUUGGAUGUUCGAGAAUUGUGGGUAAAAUAAAGGAUAGAAAGCAACUUAGAACUAACAGGCUUCCAUUACUUUCCUUCUCCGUGGUUUUAGCAUGUGCAUGUUAAUUCGUGGACUUAUAAUGAACACCGAAUUCUGUUGCGUGUAGAUUUCUGGUUUGAUUUUCUUAGCUGGUUUGCCUGACCCUACAUAUAGCCUUAAGGUCUACUGUCUGGGAGGUCCUAACUACAGUUGACUGUGUGUUCGGGACAGGACCAGUAUCGACCUCACGUUUUUUUGGAGAACUUUCCAAGGUAACACACGGAUUUAGGCGUUUAUGUAUAGAGUGCAUCUUGUGCUACCAAGAUAACUUAAGGUAAUAAACUGCGUGCAUUGUGUUGACGUAAAGAGAGUUUAUCAUUAAGCACCUUCGUGUCAGUUUAAGAACCUCACAGAGUAGGUUUUUCUGGUUUCGGACGUUUGUUGUGGAAGUAGCCUUGGAGAAAAGCAGGACAGUCAUUGGCAUCUACACUGGGCGACUUGGGGUCCGGGUGAUUGUCGUAUCCAGUGGUCAGGAACUUUGACGACGGUUAAAAGUCGUUUGCAGUGUUAUGCUUGCAUUCACGUUAUCCUAUUCUAAGUUAUAAGCUUCUGAAUUUCCCAUACAUUCUUUCCAGCAUAGAUUUUCUUGAGUCGUGUCUUGGAUGUCUAGUCUGCUAUUGCUUUUAAUACUGCUACUACAUCUACUUUCAGAUUUGCCCUAACAACUCAUGCUGUGCUAAAGGUUUAUGGUACUGAUGUGCAUAUGUACUAAUAUUUUGCGCUUCGGUGAUAGACAUCCUAGUUGAUUUGGACAUUCGUGUCCUAGAAAUUCUUAUUACAAUAUUGCCUAUUUCCCAAUGAACCUGAAACGAUGACCACUCUAAUUAAGUAUUCGCCGGGCUCCCUCUAACUCAUUAUUAGUGUUGCUAGUGCAAAUCCAUUCAACCGUAAGAGUCGAACGUAGAAUAAGUUUAUUUUCUGACUCAAAGCCACCUAACUGUAAGAAUGCUUGGUAGUGACGGCAGUUUUUGUAAUGCCACGAUGGAUAGCUGUGUGGUGAUAAACUGGAAUUCGAUCGAUUUCCAGGAGUCUUUGUGUGUGUGUUGAGGAGUAUCUUUUGCGUUUUGUGGUUAGUGACAGGUCUGGUGUCCGGGGGCUUAUAUUAGUGGCUUUGAAUGGUCCUAGGGUCGUUUCUAGUGGCACAGUUACAUUUGCUACCUGUCACUUCGAACCCAAGUUCUCUGUAUCACUUUCUGUUUCUUGCCUAAUACUGAAACUGUUACUACCCCUCCUACUCUGGGAUUUUUCUCGGUAAUUUUAUCUGGCUGUGCUAACCUGGUUUGUUAACACUAAGUGUUGGAAACGUGUGUCAGAUUGCAAAUAGCUGAGUAGUUGACGUAAAUGACCUACUUGUAGCCAGUAAAACCGAAGCAACAUCUAACUUACCUGGAGCACUGAAUGAUUGAAUGAGUACAGGUUCCCCAUGAAUUAGUAAGUGAGUUUAGGACGGUCCAUCGUUCUUUAUGUAAGUUACUAAAGAACCUAGAUGACGUACAGAGUACCGACGACUACUUGCUGUUUGACCUGUCCGAAAGCUACAUGGUUUCUUGGGAGUCAUCCCCAACUUUACUAUUCUACAGUAUUGAUGGGUUACUUACAAGACUGAUCAUGAACACUUCGUCCUUCACCUGAAAUUAAGCAGUCAUUUGAAGCUAUAAUGGACAAGCUAAACACAUAAGCAGUACUAGCAGUUAUGACUGACCAGACGCAUUUAGCCGUACUAAAUAAAGAGAAUAAAAAAUUGGAAGCACUGACCGCUCCCGAACACUACACUGCAUGCAAACGGCGACUAUUGUCGUCCUACUUGGAUGUGAAACACUCAAUAGAUUUUAGGAGAAAAUAGCUUGACGGUACUUACUGCCUGCGAAUUGUUAUCGGAGGCUUCAGUAAAGAUUCAUGAUAAAUAGGGUCCGCGCGAAAUACACCAGCUUGAGUUCAUUUCACAAUUCUUAGUAAAAGGUAUGUAAAAGGUGAUAAAAACCACAUUAGGCUCAUCAAUUUCGAUAGCCCAUCUGACUCAAUAAUAUGUUAGUCCUCUACAUAUGUAUCACGGAUUAAUCCUCUACAUAAUCUAGGACUUAUCAGGUAUUCACAACGCGGGAUUGAAAGUCAGAUGCGAAAUGUUUGGAAUAUCAUGUAGAUCACUAACAUAGAUGAUCUGAGCUGAAUGAGUAGGGGCGUACUGGAGUAAGGAGGGAGUAGUGUGACGAAACGGGUAGCUUUGAAGUUGCACUUAACGUGGAUUGCCGUUUCAUCGUACCACGGUACUAUGGCUGCUCUGAAGACCGUGUAACGCAAAGGAUGUUAUUAGAGGAGUGUAUUAGAAAGAGUAGGUUGAGGAAUAAAGUGCGACCAUCACCGCAUUGGCCAGUCCAUUGCGUGUAAUCAACUGAUGCGUGUUGGCUGUCUCUGAACUUGAGGAGGAUGGGUGAACUUUCAGGCAUUUAGUAACACGACCGCCGGGUGAUUUGGUAAGGGUCCAGUGACAUUUCAUUUGCUCUACACGUGUGUCAAACAAAUGUAUUGCGAGACCGAGAGAGUAAGCAUUCGAACUGAGUUGGGAAAUUAGCAUACCACCCGGUUCAGUGAGUAGGCUUAUGCCUUAGUUGUAUAUAGUUCAAGCAAACAAACACUGAAUAAAAUAAGGAAGUAAGUGCAGGCAAGCUGACUAAUUCCACCUAAAACGGACGAUAUGGUCAAUUGGAUUAAUAUGGACACGAAUUUUAUAUGUAUGGAAGGUCAGACUUGCUCGUGAGUAUCAUGAGAUUAUCGGAAGGAUAGCGAUGACUCGCUCGUUACGUGCUCUAUGGUUUUAUUUUCAUUCAAACAGUGAUAUAUGUUGAUAUACGCGAAUCAGUAUAGUCUAAACGAAGCGAAAUCCUGUGUUCAUUCUGAUUUCUAACUGACUUGUCUGUGGGGUUUUGGAGAAGCGUUGAUGUUCUGUGUUUAUCGUAUUGAAUAACGUUCAGGCGUAAUACAACACAUCGUUCAACUGAUAGCUGUAGUCGAGUUGCCUUAGAUUCGGGAGUUAUACGGCUAGCUCCUUGGGUGAAAAUCGAUUUGACGUUAGUAACAAAAACAAAAACUCUCUCUGGGGCUUCUGACGGUCGCAAUCUUGGAUGAGCGUGAGAGCUGUCCAUGGGAUAGCGUCCUCAUCUUGUAGAAGACUAAAACACUAACCAGAAGAAAUAAUGCAAAUUAUUUAAGUUCCACUCUGGGAGUUAGGAGGUCUUCAUUUAGAAGAGUUCUGACGUCCCUUCAUGAAUUCCGAAUUCCUUCGGAAGUCAGUAGGCUGAUGUCCUGACAUCCGGAGCAAUCAUUAAUUUAAGUACAUGUAAUGUUCGUACAAGGUGCGAGACCACGAAAGUCAUCCAAGUAGCUGCAGAGAUGAGAAGAUACAAAAUGGAGCUGCUUGGAAUCAGUGAAACACGUUGGACCCAUGUUGGACAACAAAGACUAGAUUAUGGAGAGCUGCUGAUAUACUCAGGUCAUGAAAAAUAAAAUGCUCCACUUACACAAGAAGUUGCACUGAUGUUAUCCAAACAAGCGCCAAAAGCACUUACAGGAUGGGAAUGUCAUGGAUCCAGGAGCAUCAAAGCCUCCAAAACAAAGAAAGGGCAUUAAAUUGAACGUCAUCCAAUGCUAUGCGCCUACCAACGAUCACAAUGAAGACGUUAAAGAUCAAUUCUAGGAUAGGCAGCAGUCAAUCGUUGAGAAAUGCCCAUUGUGAUGGGAGACCGAAAUGCCAAGAACCAAGAGGGGAGCUAAUAUAACCUCAGAUCGUCACUUUCUGGUCACCAAGAUGAAGCUGAGACUGGACAACAUCACAAAAGUUUAGUACGGCCUUUCUUUUGGGAUACUGACAGACUCAGCAAAUUCAAGAUAGUCCUAAGCAAUAGGUUGCAGGCCUUUCAUGGGCUGCUCAAUGGAGAGGGAACUUCUAUAGAGAACAACUGGGAGGCAAACACUUGAACAUGUCAUGAGGUUCUAGGCAACAAGGAAUGGGUUAUUGUUGAUACACUGGAUAAGAUUCAAGAAAUAAGGAACAAGAAGGCAGCAAUCAAUAUCAGCCGAGCAAGAGCGGAGAAAGCCAAGGUGCCGGCUGAAUACACAGAAGCAUACGAGCAAGUGAAGAAGAGCACCAGAGCCAACAAACGUAAAUAUAUGGAAGAUCUAGCAAUGACGGCUGAAAAGGCUACAAGAGAAGGAAAUAUGAGAAUUGUAUGACACAACAAAGGAGCUCUCUGGAAAUUAUUACAGACCGGAACGAUCAGUGAAAAUCGAGGAAGGCAAAGUAAUCACCAACAUUGAAGAACAGCGAAACAGGUGGGUAGAACACUUCAAAGAACUCUUGAAUUGACCGGCCCCACUGAACAUUGGAGCAAAAACCACGGACCUCCCAAUCGAUGUUGGCCCACCAACAAUUGAAGAAAUCAGCAUGGCCGUCAGACAAAUCAAGAGUGGCAAAGCAGCAGGACCAGACAACAUUCCAUCAAAGGCUCUGAAAGCAGACGUAGCAGUAACUGCAUAGAUACUCCAUAUUCUCUUCAAUAAGAUUUGGGAUGAGGAACAAGUACCGAAAGACUGGAAAGAAGGACUCCUGAUCAAAAUACCGAAGAAAGGCGAUCUCAGCAACUGUGAUAACUACAGAGGCAUCACUCAUCUCUCAAUACCGGGAAAAGUCUUCAGCAGGGUAUUGUUAAACAGAAUGAAGGACUGCGUAGACGCCCAACUUCGUGACCAACAGACAGGAUUCCGUAAGGAUCGAUCGUGUACAGACCAAACCGCACCUCUACGAAUCAUUGUGGAACAAUCAAUUAAAUGGGAUUCAUCACUUUACAUCAACUUCAUUGACUACGAAAAGGCAUUUGAUAGCGUGGACAGAACAACACUAUGGAAGCUUCUUCGAUACGACGGCGCACCUCAGAACAUAGUCAAUAUCAUACGGAAUUCGUAUGAUAUGACCUCCAUGCGGUGUCAUUGAUGAACGCAGUGAAUCUGAUGCAGAUGUAAAGGCGCGGAUAAGCAAAGCAAGAGCAGCAUAUCUACAACUGAAGAACAUCUGGAACUCAAAACAGCUGUCAACCAACACCACGGUUAGAAUUUUCAAUACAAAUGUCAAGACAGUUCUACUGUAUGGGGCGGAAACCUGGAGAACUACGAAACCCAUCAUCCAGAAAAUACAGGUGUUUAUUAACAAUUGUCUACGCAAAAUACUUCAGAUCCGUUGGCCGGGCACUAUUAGCAACAACGUACUUUGGGAGAGAACAAACCAUAUCCCGGCGGAGGAAGAAGCGCUGGAAUUGGAUAGAACACACAUUAGGGAAAGCACAAAGCUGCGUCACAAGACAAGCUCUCACAUGGAAUCCUCAAGACCAAAGGAGGAGAGGAAGACCAAAGAACACAUUACGCCGAGAAAUGGAGACAGAUACGAAAAGAGUGAACAGCAAUUGGAUAGAUCUAGAAAGGAGUGCCCAGGACAGAUUGGGUUGGAGAAUGCUGGUCGGCGGCCUAUGCUCCAUUGGGAGUAACAGGCGUAAGUAAGUAACAAAGGCAAGAUCUUUAUUGAGAUAACUAGGAUUUUUAAAUGGUAAAUAUGGAAAUGUAACUUAAAAAGCAUUAUGUAUGGCUUGCGACACGUCUCAUUGUCAAGCACAUUGAAAUGCAACCAAUGUUAAAUGCAAAACUGUUUAUAUGUAUCAUUACCAAGGUUUGAUUUGUUAAUUUCAAAUAAAUUGAGCAUUGGGUAGAUUGUUAUAAAUAAGUAAUAUAUUUGUAGUAUCCCAAUGAGUAGAAAAUUAGAUUUUCUUUUUAGUUGAAAUAUUACUAUCAUUUUACUUUCAUAUACUUUAUUCUGAAAAAUAAAAUUUGGAUGUCGUAUGAAAUUUCUUUUACGUAGAGAUUUAUAUCAUUUGUAAAUAUAAGUCAUUGUCAUAAUUUUCCUUGACUGACUUAUUGAUCGGAAAACUAUCCUCAUUCCUUCAGGUGCAUGUAAUCAAUAUUGAUUCGGUCAGUGUUUAAAUAACAUAUUUUCUAUUGCUGUGAUUCCUAUAACGUGUUUGUAGGUAUUUUAGUUACUUUCGAUGUUAGUUUGCAAUCUACGGAAACAAAUGUUUAUGACCUUUGGAGCAUACAACAAGAAAAAUAAAGUUAAUGAAUAGACUAGCUUAGGUUAUCAGCAACUUUCUCAACACUCAGUAAAUUUGUUGUACCCGGAACUAUUUAAGUUUAACUUUCACGAAAGAUUUCAUUUCACUUGUCUGAAGUUGUCCACAACUUCCUUGUGUAACGGUAUGCUGGAUGGAAGGACAUAAAUUUAUCAAAGGUUAGGACUUGGAAUGAAAUGUUUGUUAAAGAUUACAUUCAUAUUCAGUAUUCACCUACUAAACGAACUGGGAAAUGGUCAAAGUGUCGGGAAUAACGUUCACAUUAUAACCGUUGACUAUAACCAACUCAUCCAAGAAAUCUAGUAAACUGUCCUUACAUGCAAUAACAUAUCACAAGGGUACUGAGCAUAAACUGCCUCGCAAGCUGAAAAUAAUUUUAAAAUCUUGAAUAAAUAUAAACUUUGAUUUAUGUCUUGGUAAAGAAAAAAGAAAAUAAACAUUUCACAAAACAUACUGAACAGAUUUCGACUGAAAUAUCAUAUAAUGCAUAAGAUUUAAUGGUAAAAUUAGUAUCCACUCGGUUUGCAUCCAAAACGAAAAUGAUACUAUACUUCCCAGUCGUUAAUUUUCUUGUAGUCAUUUGCAUCAUAGAAAUUCCCAAUAAUUAACUUUAACUCAGCUAAUCUCCUCUAGUAUAGUGAUGGUAUUUAUGGUUGGAGUCUGUAGUAGAAAUCCUUUGUUUACAGUUCAUUAAAAAUAAUUUGGCUUUUAGGUUAUUCGACAUUCAGUGUUGAUAUUUCGACCGAUUAAUGGAUGAAAUGGCGAACUUUCCAGAAGCCGUAAAUAAAAGUGAACUGUUUAUUAUGUAGUGAAUCUACUUCUUCUUGUGCAUAGUCGAAGCGAAAAUAACAGUAUUUUUUCUUCGUAAGAAAACAUAAGACCAUAGCUGCUUAUAGGGUUCGUGUCAGAAUUAUAUGCCACUGUGGUGGAUAUAUAAUGGAAUUCUUAUGUGGUUAAGGGCUUUUUUAUAUUACUGAUAUAUACUUUCUGUUAACUUAGAUUCUGUGUUUGUUUUUCAAAACUAAAUGUGAAUAUAGAUU